CUCCUCCAAAACAUCUCGAUGAGGUUUGCUGUCUAAACAUAAACCACCAAAAAUCAUAUUUACAUGUAAUGUACAGUAUUUAUAUUCAUGAGUUUUUUUAUUACCUAAAUAUCCAACAAGUAUGACUUCAUAUCCAUGUUUACUGAGGGAAAGCGAGUGAUACUGCAUGCGGGGACUCCGACCGAUGUCCCCGAGCACCAGCACACACACCCGUCGCUCGGUGUCGCCGUCCCGCCGCCGCAAUUUCCAACACAGCGCGGCCAAGAGUCCCACGACCGUCACCGACACCAGAGGCCACCAAACGCCUGACCCGGCGCCCCAAAUCACCGCCAAGAGUAGCGCAAUAAACGCAAAAACAGUCCGAAUGGGAAGGGGUUGGCUGGAGCCGGACGGCGCCAUGUUUGUUUUGGGACUUGUGAUGACGUAGACGGUAGUACUCAAACCAGGCUACAUAUUUAAAGGGCCCACGCAUAAUCUAAUAGUGACGUCACAAGCGAGCCCCGCCCUUGCAGGCAUCGAGGACGCGUUUAAGUGGCCUCGGAGCGAGCUCCUACACCUCUGAGCAGCAUGCGGACUUCAAGGAUCCGGCUGGCCGCCUUCGCGGUGCUUUUAGUGGCGUGCUGCAUCUGCCUGCGGGCGGAGGUGAUCGACGACGUGCUAGGCAGCCUGUCCAAGGGCACCGCCUUCCUGGAGCGCCAGCACGAGCACAUCAAUCUGGACGGCGUGGUGGGCUUUCUCAUGCUGCAGGCCGAGCUGAAAGAGGCAGUGCGGACUUGGCCUCAUUCGGACCCGGUCAGCUGGGCUCAGCGGACGGCGGCCGUGGAGCUGGUCAAGCGUUUGGACAGCAGCUUUGAAAACGCUGUCCCUGCCCUGAGUCAAAAUGACCCCAAGUACUAUCAAGAGUUCGAGCCACUGCUGUCGUGGAACUUCUGGCAGGUUCCUCAGGAACGUAGCAGCACUGACGCCAGCCUGGUGUAUGCCGCCACCACCACUAGCGAGUGCUAUGACGAGCAACUCAGCGACAAGUGCCUCACGCUGCUUCUGGGAACAUGGAAACAGAAAGGGACGCCGUGCAUCGUCACCAAACCAUGUCGCGACACCAUGACCCAAUUCGGUUGCCCGCACUACUCAUUGUCCCACCAGCUGCUCUAUUUCAUGAUCGGAAAGAUGAAAGGGUGCACCAAUCUGCUGAAGGGCGACACACGGGCGUCCCGCGCCAACAUGACGGAGCGCGCCUACCAGAAGAUCUUUUGCUCCAACAUGAUGAAGACCAACCAGGAGAUUGCAAACGGCGGACUCAGCGAGCAGACGGCGGAUAUCUUCAUUGAGAACAUCCUCAUCUGCGGAUUGGCCGGCUUCUCCGACUUCUACAAAUCUGAUUGGCUGCAGCACAUCCUCCGACUGCAGGACGCCGAGCUGGGUUGCUUUGGCCGCGACCAGAGCGUCGUUUCGCAGAUGAUCGGCGACGAGCUGCUGGAGCAACUGCAGCCUCCUCAUCACCGCGUCAAGAGGAGGGAGAAGAUCCUACCUGAUGGCUGCUCGAGUCACAUGACAGCCGUGGCAGUGGGUGCCCUGGGAGGAUAUUUAAACUUCUACCUGACUGAGCAGGACAUAACCAAGAGGCCUCUUCCGUGAAGCCCAAACCUGACCUUGCCGGACCACCACAAGGCUCUGGAAAAGAAACUCUUUUUCCUGCUUGCUUUCUAUUUUUCUCAUCGUGGGACUAUAAAUCCACAAGGAUGAUCACAGAAAUAUUUACUACGCCAAGGCCUUUUCCAUAGACCCCAAAAUUUUAAUCUACGUGUUCUUUGUGGACCAUAUUAAUAAUGAACAUAAGGUGAUAUAUAGUACAGUGUGUCACAAAAAUUGAGUACAAUCCCUCGCAUUUCUGCAGAUAUUUAAGUAUAUCUUCACAUGGGAAAACACUGAUAAAAUGAAACUUUGACACAAUAAGAUUGAAGAGGUGUGGGAGGGGGGGGAUCAGCCU
Molecule: messenger RNA, 1987 nt
Organism: Corythoichthys intestinalis (scribbled pipefish)
Lineage: Eukaryota; Metazoa; Chordata; Actinopteri; Syngnathiformes; Syngnathidae
Gene: c16h16orf89
Product: chromosome 16 C16orf89 homolog
Exons: 8
Coding region: 568-1635 (355 amino acids)
Cellular component (GO): membrane; cytosol
Source: RefSeq, a predicted model, not a curated record